Messenger RNA from Perkinsus marinus ATCC 50983, 155 nucleotides. RefSeq lists its product as hypothetical. The record is from RefSeq and is a predicted model, not a curated record. NCBI's taxonomy places the organism in Eukaryota, Perkinsozoa, Perkinsida, Perkinsidae. The transcript has 2 exons. The annotation marks the transcript as partial.
GUUCAUGUGGAGGGCGGUUGGCCUAAGGAAGUUGACUGCAGUGAAGCACAGGAUACCGCAAAGUGGAGGAAGAGGCUGGACAAAGACCCCCAGUUCGGCGCCGCGAUGAGAUCUCUAUGUGGGGAGGCGGAGCAUUGCAUUUCCCAGAACUGUGA